Messenger RNA from Schizosaccharomyces cryophilus OY26, 1074 nucleotides. Its product is annotated as C-8 sterol isomerase Erg2. The record is from RefSeq and is a predicted model, not a curated record. Bases 122 to 778 code for a protein of 218 amino acids. Gene Ontology annotation, cellular component: endoplasmic reticulum. NCBI's taxonomy places the organism in Eukaryota, Fungi, Ascomycota, Schizosaccharomycetes, Schizosaccharomycetales, Schizosaccharomycetaceae. The transcript has a single exon. Gene Ontology annotation, biological process: ergosterol biosynthetic process.
AUCAGCAGGUAGCAACCGGAAGUAACAAAUAAACUGCUGCUAUAAGCUUCGCGUUGGAAAACAGAAAAGAUUUACAGAAAACCACUUUUUUUUUAUCGUUCGUUUUUCCUUUCAUUGCAUCAUGAGGUGCUUAAAAUUAUUCGGGCUUUUACUGCCAGCUAUUGCAGCCGUCAUAUACUAUAUUCAGGUAAACAUAUCUUCCUUUUACAGAUUUGAUCCUGCCAAACUACAAGAGUUGUCUCGUCAAUCUAUUGAACUUUAUGGAAAUGAUACCCGUGGAUUAUUGUACGAUUUAAAUAAGCGGCUGAUUGCUGAGUAUGGUGAUUUGAUCCACCCCAUGAACGACGACGAAUGGGUCCAAAACAAUGCUGGUGGAGCUAUGGGUAACGUGUUUAUUCUUCACGCUUCUUUCACCGAAUACCUCAUGUUCUUUGGUACUCCCAUUGGAACGGAAGGUCACACCGGCUUACACAUGGCCGAUGAUUACUUCACCAUUCUGGUUGGUCGCCAGCUUGCUGCUUCUGCUAACGACUUGCAAGCUCGUGAGUACCUUCCUGGUGAUCAACACGUCCAUAAAUGGGGCCAAAGCGCUCAAUACAGUAUGCCUUCUGGUCAACCUUGUUUUGCCCUUGAGUUGGCUCAAGGCUGGAUCCCUAGCAUGCUCCCUUUUGGAUUAAUUGAAACGCUCUUUUCAACUCUUGACUUCCCUACUCUUUAUAAGACCAUCUACUUUACUGUCAAGCGAAUGAUAAAGAGCUUCCUUUUAGGCAAGUUUUAAGCAUCCAUCCUCUUCAUUCUUUUACACAAAACCAUCUAGAGUUUAGCUUUCUGUAUAGAAUAAAACUUAUUUUUUCUAUCCAUUUAUAAGUUUAUGAACUUUUGAAUCAUUUCAUCCGAUCUUUUGCUUUUCAUCUUUUUUUUUCUUGUUUACUCAUAUAUACCACUAUCAUACUCAAAAACUGGGUAAUGCAUUUCAACAAUUAUCAUUAUCUAUAUGCUUUCGUAUCUUACAAUAAAUAAUCCGUCAUUUGGAUCAACGAGCGGUUUUUCUUUUCAUUUCUUUUUCAAAAUACC